Molecule: messenger RNA, 828 nt
Organism: Microthlaspi erraticum
Lineage: Eukaryota; Viridiplantae; Streptophyta; Magnoliopsida; Brassicales; Brassicaceae
Source: the annotation of a GenBank genome assembly
AUGGCCUCAUUGAAUGGCCUCACAGACAAAACAAGCGGGUCCGAGUCUUUUGUAGCUCAGUGUCCCACAUUCGUACGGACGACUUGGGGAGUGGCCGGAGAAGAGCGAAGACGCAGAUGGAGCCUUCAAGGCAAGACCGCACUUGUCACCGGUGGAACCAAAGGCACUGGGCAUGCUAUAGUGGAAGAACUAGCAGGCUUUGGGGUGAUAGUACAUACGUGUGCUCGAGACGAAUCUCAGCUCAAUGAGUGUUUAAGUGAAUGGAAAAAGAAAGGGUUUCAAGUCACUGGUUCAGUUUGUGAUGCAUCGUCCGCGACUGAGAGAGAGAAGCUCAUGCAAACUGUGUCCUCGUUGUUCAAUGCCAAGCUCAAAGAUUUCUCGUUCCACGUUUCGACCAACUUGGAGUCUGCCUAUCAUUUUAGCCAGCUUGCACAUCCUAUGCUCAAGGCUACAGGAUGUGGGAACAUUGUGUUUAUAUCCUCUGUUGCUGCGGUCGUGUCAUUUAGCGUCAGCUCCAUCUAUUGUGCCACAAAAGGGGCGAUGAAUCAGCUAGCAAUGAAUUUAGCAUGCGAGUGGGCGAUUGACAACAUAAGGGCUAAUGCUGUGGCUCCUGGACUAAUUGCCACUCAAGCUGAAGCUGCGAUUGACGAUGGAUUUAAGAAGGGGAUGAUUUCAGGAAAGCCCUUAGGGCGGUUAGGGAGACAGGAGGAGGUAGCAUCGCUGGUGGCAUUUCUUUGUAUGCCUGCAGCUUCUUAUAUUACUGGUCAGACCAUUAGCGUCGAUGGAGGUAUCACUAUUAACGGCUUCUCGUAUCAGCCACAUGCUUAA